Molecule: messenger RNA, 805 nt
Organism: Neltuma alba
Lineage: Eukaryota; Viridiplantae; Streptophyta; Magnoliopsida; Fabales; Fabaceae
Exons: 3
Coding region: 1-429 (142 amino acids)
Source: RefSeq, a predicted model, not a curated record
AUGUCGGACUGGGGCCCAGUGUUCGUGUCCAUGGUUCUGUUCAUCCUGUUGACGCCGGGACUUCUGUUUCAGCUUCCCGGCCGGUCGAGGUGCGUCGAGUUCGGCAACUUUCAGACCAGCGGCGCCGCCAUACUCAUUCACUCUCUCCUUUACUUUGCCUUCAUCUGCGUUUUCUUGCUCGCUCUUAAGAUCAAAAUUCUUAAUAUUAUUGUGACAUUAAUGGCGGAUUGGGGACCAGUGGUGAUAGCAGUGGUUCUGUUCGUACUGCUAAGUCCAGGGCUUCUGUUUCAGUUACCAGGAAGAGGAAGAAUUGUGGAGUUUGGGAGCAUGCACACCAGUGGCGUCUCCAUUUUAGUUCACGCAAUUCUCUUCUUCGGCCUCAUAACCAUCUUCCUCAUAGCCAUUGGAGUUCACAUCUAUACGGGAUAGAUCUUUCGUUUCCUUUUCUUUCUCCGUUUUUUUUUGUUAAAUGCAAACAUCCAGUUAUAUGGGAUGAAUCUGCUGGGUGGGUUUUUCAUUCUUCUAUGGUGUUUGUUUGUGUUCUUUUGAUUUGUUCUUUUUCCUGUUUAAAUCAAUUGUUUCAAACACGGUUCACUUGGGUCGGGUCGGGUCGGGUCUUUCGUUUCUCCCCUCUCUUACUGUGUAUGACUGCAAAAAUAGUACAAGUGCAUGCGACGUCGUUACUUAUGGGUUGGCCUCUGUUUUGUUUUCCGAAUUCCGAGUGAAAUUAGAAAGCCACUGUAUAAUAUUCUAAUUCAAUUGAAUCCAAGUGUUGGUAGCAUGACCAACAAUGAUUGAGUUUAAU